Messenger RNA from Effrenium voratum, 613 nucleotides. NCBI's taxonomy places the organism in Eukaryota, Dinophyceae, Suessiales, Symbiodiniaceae. The record is from the annotation of a GenBank genome assembly.
GGCUCGAGACGCGCCCGAGACGCGCAUUUGAGAUCGAACGGAUUCAUCGGGUACCAGUCAUGCGGACCUUGGCCCUGGUCAUUUCCUGCUGGACCGGCGCGCACGCCUCGCUGCAGAAGUCCUUCGCGCUCUCAUCGGCGGAGGCGCUGUCGGCGAAGGAGGCGGAGAGGUGCGAGCUCAGCCGGGAGCAGAAGUGGCAGGAGGCCAACGAGCUCCGGGCGGCGCAGCUGCAGAGCAGCUCCAAGACCCAGGAGAAGCGGCUUGGGGACCUUCACUUGCAGCUCAUGGGCAAGGAAAGGCCCACGGAGGAGGAGCUGAACCUGGACCAGUUGGGCGCUGCCUUGCAGAGGAGGCAAGCCGACAUUGAUCACUUGCUCCAAGCGACGGAGGCUGCCAUAGCCCGCAAGAAGGCGGCCUUUGUGCCGGCACAAUAGCUGCACGGCCGAGCUUGCGGAUGUCAGAAGGAUGAUGAACCAGUGAGGCAGACGGCCUCACUUGGCUUCAGGGCGGGAAACCCACAAUGUGUGGCGACAGGGCCUCUAAACACGGGAAGCCAAAAGGCCCCGUCUGCGGAAGGGCCUCUGAAAAGAACCCAGGAGUUGAAGCAGGAAGG